AUGUUGCACUCCAACAUCACAGUCUUCAUGCCUUCUGUCUUGACGCUAACUGGAAUCCCAGGCCUAGAGUCUGUGCAGUGCUGGAUCGGAAUCCCUUUCUGUGCCAUGUACCUUAUCGCUAUGAUAGGAAAUGCUUUGCUUCUGCUUAUCAUCAGGUCAGAGCGCAGUCUCCACCAGCCCAUGUACAUUUUCCUAGCCAUGCUAGGUGCCACAGACAUUGUGCUUGCUACCAGCAUUAUGCCCAAGAUGCUUGGAGUCUUCUGGUUUCAUUUGCCAGACAUCAAUUUUGAUUGCUGCCUGUUUCAAAUGUGGCUCAUCCACACCUUUCAGUGCACAGAGUCCGGCAUCCUACUCGCCAUGGCCUUUGACCGUUAUGUGGCGAUCUGUUAUCCACUGAGAUACGCCACCAUUUUCACACACCAGCUGGUCACCCAAAUAGGAGCUUCUGUAAUCCUACGGGCUGCCAUUCUUGUAACCCCAUCCCUAGUACUGAUAAAGUGUGGGUUCCAAUUUUAUCACACAACAGUCAUCUCCCACUCCUACUGUGAGCAUAUGGCCAUUGUGAAACUAGCUGCAGGAAAUGUCAGGGUCAACAAAAUCUAUGGUUUGUUUGUGGCCUUCACUGUUGCAGGGUUUGACCUCAUAUUUACCACCUUGUCUUACAUUUUGAUAUUCAUCACAGUUUUUAAUUUGCCCCAGAAGGAGGCGAGGUUGAAGGCUUUGAAGACCUGCAUUGCUCACAUCUGUGUCUUCCUCCAGUUCUACCUCCUGACAUUCUUCUCCUCCUUCACACACAGAUUUGGCUCUCACAUCCCCCCAUUGAUCCAUAUCCUCUUUUCUAGCUUUUACUUGCUGGUUCCUCCAUUCCUCAACCCACUUGUCUAUGGUGUAAAGACCAAGCAGAUCCGUAUUAAUGUAGUAAGAAGGUGCUGCUCAUUUUACACUGCCGUUUCCUCAUUGUGCAGCAUAACCAUCUUUCAAAACAAAACAAGAACAACAGCCCACAUUAUUUGA
Messenger RNA from Cavia porcellus (domestic guinea pig), 1014 nucleotides. RefSeq names its product olfactory receptor 52A1-like. Gene Ontology annotation, biological process: G protein-coupled receptor signaling pathway. The coding region runs from base 1 to 1014 and encodes 337 amino acids. The transcript has a single exon. The record is from RefSeq and is a predicted model, not a curated record. Gene Ontology annotation, cellular component: plasma membrane. Gene Ontology annotation, molecular function: G protein-coupled receptor activity; olfactory receptor activity. NCBI's taxonomy places the organism in Eukaryota, Metazoa, Chordata, Mammalia, Rodentia, Caviidae.